Messenger RNA from Ochotona curzoniae (black-lipped pika), 915 nucleotides. Its product is annotated as taste receptor type 2 member 140-like. The transcript has a single exon. Gene Ontology annotation, molecular function: G protein-coupled receptor activity; bitter taste receptor activity. Lineage: Eukaryota; Metazoa; Chordata; Mammalia; Lagomorpha; Ochotonidae. The record is from RefSeq and is a predicted model, not a curated record. The coding region runs from base 1 to 915 and encodes 304 amino acids. Gene Ontology annotation, biological process: sensory perception of taste; detection of chemical stimulus involved in sensory perception of bitter taste; G protein-coupled receptor signaling pathway. Gene Ontology annotation, cellular component: membrane.
AUGGCUGUUGUUUUACUGGUCAUAUUUGCCAUGAUCCUAAGUGUGGAGUUUGUACUUGGAAAUCUGGUCAAUGGAUUCAUAGCGUUGGUAAACUGCAUCGACUGGAUCAGGAGAAGAAAGCUCUCUUUCAUGGAUCAGAUACUCACAGCUUUGGCCAUCUCCAGAAUUGGACAGCUGUGGUUCGUAUUCUUUAUUACGUUUGUUUCUGUGCUUUCCCGAGCUUUACUUGUCACCAACAACAUGUCCAAAAUAAUCAUUGGUAUCUGGAUCAUAAUCAAUCAUUUUAGUGUGUGGCUGACCACCAGCCUCUGCAUCUUUUAUCUUUUCAAGAUAGCCAUUUUUACUAGCUCUGUUUUCCUCUACUUAAAGCGGAGAGUUGAAAAGCUGGUCGUAGUGACGUUGCUGCUAUCUUUGGUCCUCUUGUUUCUGAAUAUUGCAGUGAUCAGCACAUUUAAUGAUGUCAGUAAAAGAAACCUGACUUACAGUUCUAGUUCCAGGAAGUCUGUACACCUUCCAGGUAUUAUUGUAUUCAGCAACAUGAUGUUCACGAUCUUUCCUUUCAUGGUAUCUCUGACAACCUUCUUCCUGCUCAUCUUCUCCCUGUGGAGACAUCUCAGGAAGAUGCAGCUCAAGGCCACAGGGUUAAGAGACGCCAGUACCAAAGCCCAUUUACAAGGCUUGCAGACCGUGAUCGCGUUCCUUGUGCUCUAUACCAUUUUUUCCCUGACUCUUCUCUUGCAAGUUUGGAGCCAUAACCUGCUGGAGAAUGUCCUAGGCAACAUGAUUUGCCAGGUUUUCUCAAUGGCUUAUCCUUCAGGCCACUCGCACCUGCUCAUCCUGGGAAACACUAAGCUGAGACGGGUCUCACUCUUGGUGCUCAGUUGGCUUAAGGUGCAGGCACAAAGCAGAGGCUGA